Molecule: messenger RNA, 3717 nt
Organism: Bufo bufo (common toad)
Lineage: Eukaryota; Metazoa; Chordata; Amphibia; Anura; Bufonidae
Product: unconventional myosin-Ie-like
Exons: 29
Coding region: 129-3422 (1097 amino acids)
Biological process (GO): vesicle transport along actin filament; actin filament organization
Cellular component (GO): plasma membrane; myosin complex; microvillus
Molecular function (GO): ATP binding; microfilament motor activity; actin filament binding
Source: RefSeq, a predicted model, not a curated record
UGGCUCUCACCUGUAAGAGGAGCCGCCCAGGUGACCGGGAGCCGAGAGCCCGCAGCAGCGGAGAAAGAGGAGGGGCCCCGGGCGGAGACGGAUCAGAGACCCCGGAGGAGACUCGUCCGCACACCACAAUGGGCAGCAAGGAGAGGUACCACUGGCAGACCCAGAAUGUUCGGCAGAGCGGUGUGGACGACAUGGUUCUUCUAUCCAAGAUCACGGAGGAGGCCAUUGUCGACAACCUGAAGAAACGCUACAUGGACGACUUUAUAUUCACAUACAUUGGUCCAGUGUUGAUCUCUGUUAACCCUUUUAAGCAGCUGCCGUAUUUUACAGAUAAGGAGAUAGAGAUGUACCAGGGAGCGGCUCAGUAUGAGAACCCCCCGCACAUCUACGCCCUGGCUGACACAAUGUACCGGAACAUGCUGAUAGACGGAGAGAACCAGUGCGUGAUCAUCAGCGGGGAGAGCGGAGCCGGGAAAACGGUGGCAGCCAAGUACAUCAUGGCCUACGUGUCCAAGGUGUCGGGCGGAGGGCCCAAGGUUCAGCACGUGAAGGACAUUAUCCUCAAGUCCAACCCAUUGCUGGAAGCGUUCGGGAACGCGAAGACCGUGAGGAACAACAACUCCAGCAGAUUCGGUAAAUACUUUGAGAUUCAGUUCAGUCGGGGAGGGGAGCCGGACGGGGGUCGGAUAUCUAAUUUCCUACUGGAGAAGUCUCGUGUGGUCAGUCAGAAUUCAGGAGAGAGGAACUUCCACAUCUUCUACCAGCUAAUGGAAGGGGCAAGUUCUGAGGAUCGGGAGAACCUUGGGAUCACCUCCCCCGAUUAUUACUUCUAUCUCAACCAGUCCGCCGUCUACAACGUGGAGGAUGUCAGCGACAAGAAGGAGUUCACGGAAACCAUGGCGGCAAUGGACGUGGUUGGACUCACCCAUGAGGACCAGGCUUGUGUUCUGCAGAUCGUGGUCGGGAUCCUGCACCUGGGGAACAUCACUUUCCGGGAGAGCGGCAACUACGCCAUGGUGGAGAGCGAGGACUUCCUGGCAUUCCCAGCCUAUCUUCUUGGCAUCGACCAGUCUCGGUUAAUGGAGAAGUUGACCAGCCGCAAAAUGGACAGUAAAUGGGGAGGAAAAUCCGAGGUGAUCGACGUGACGCUGAACGUGGAGCAGGCGUGUUUCACACGUGACGCGCUCUCCAAGGCUCUGUACACCCGACUCUUCGAUUACCUGGUGGAGGCUGUCAAUAAAGCCAUGCGGAAGGACACUGAAGAAUAUAAUAUUGGGGUUCUAGACAUUUAUGGAUUUGAGAUAUUUCAGAAAAACGGCUUUGAACAGUUUUGCAUAAAUUUUGUGAACGAGAAGCUUCAGCAGAUCUUCAUUGAGCUGACCCUAAAGGCGGAGCAGGAGGAGUAUGUGCAGGAGGGGAUCCAUUGGAAUCCUAUCGAGUACUUUAACAACAAGAUUGUGUGUGACCUGAUUGAGAAUAAAUUGAGUCCUCCGGGAAUUAUGAGCGUCUUGGACGAUGUCUGUGCCACGAUGCACGCAAAGGGCGAAGGCGCCGACCAGACACUACUGCAGAAGCUCCAGGCGGCCAUUGGCAGCCACGAGCACUUCAACAGCUGGAAUAAAGGAUUUAUCAUCCACCACUACGCCGGGAAGGUCUCGUACACAGCUGAGGGAUUCUGCGAGCGGAACAGGGAUGUUUUAUUCACCGACCUUAUAGAACUUAUGCAGAGCAGUGAGAUACCAUUUAUCAGAGCUCGCUUUCCGGAGAAUCUCAACGCAGAUAAGAAAGGACGUCCGAGCACAGCCAGCAGCAAGAUCAAGAAACAAGCCAAUGAUCUGGUGCAGACGCUGAUGAAGUGCACCCCCCACUACAUCCGCUGCAUCAAGCCCAACGAGACUAAGAAACCGCGCGACUGGGAGGACAGCAGAGUGAAGCAUCAGGUAGAAUAUCUGGGUCUUCGAGAGAACAUACGUGUGCGACGCGCAGGGUAUGCGUACCGUAGAGUCUUCCAGAAGUUUCUUAACCGGUACGCCAUACUGACACGGGAGACGUGGCCGGAAUGGAGAGGAGACGAGAAGAAGGGAGUCCUCCACCUGCUGCAGGCAGUGAACAUGGACGCUGACCAGUACCAGCUGGGCAAAACCAAGGUGUUCAUCAAAGCCCCAGAAUCUCUCUUCUUGUUGGAAGAAAUGAGGGAGAGGAAAUACGACGGCUUCGCACGCGUUAUUCAGAAAGCCUGGCGUAAGCACACAGCAGUGCGCAAGUACAUCCGCAUGAGAGAGGAAGCAUCCACCAUUGUCCUGAACAAGAAGGAAAGACGGAGGAACAGCAUCAACAGGAACUUUGUGGGGGACUACAUUGGCAUGGACGGCCGGCCAGAGUUGCGCCAGUUUGUCGGACGCAGAGAACGGAUUGAUUUUGCUGACACAGUGGUGAAGUACGAUCGACGUUUCAAGACGCUGAAAAGAGACCUGGUGUUGACUCCCAAAUUCCUGUAUCUGAUUGGCCGAGAAAAAGUGAAGCAAGGACUGGAGAAGGGCCAGAUAAAGGAGGUUCUGAAGAGGAAGAUAGAGCUGAAGGAUAUCCAGUCGGUAUCGUUAAGUUCGCUGCAGGAUGACUUCCUCAUCAUCCACGAGGUGCAGUAUGACAGCGUCCUGGAGAGCGUCUUCAAGACAGAGCUUCUCAGCCUUCUCUACAAGCGAUAUGAGGAGAGGAUGCAGAAGAAGCUGCUGCCGAGGUUCAGCAACCAGCUGGAGUUUAAGGUGAAGAAAGAGGGGUGGACACCCUGGGGGGCUGCAGGGUCUCGACAGAUCCAGUUCCAGAAAGGAUUGGGUGAUGUGGCAUCCCUCAAGGUCUCUGGAAAGGCAUUGGCGGUUAGCAUCGGACCCGGGUUACCCUCAGAUUCUAGACCCACCCGGAAGGAUAACCGAAAAAGCCGGUACCUUGGUGGUCAGAGUGGUGCCGUGGGCCGUGGAGCACCAAGAGCCAAUGGAGGCAGCAGGAACCCCCAACUCCGGCUGACACAAAGGAUGUCCUUCACGUCUAGACAGAGCAGCGUGGAGCAGCCAAGCUUACCAAGACAGGGGGCCAGUCCUAUGGCCAAAGCACCACCUGCCAAAAUAGACCUGGGCUUCAUGAACGUCCCUGAUCAGGGAGUGGCAGGAGUCCUCAGGAGACGUUCCAAGGAAGUGAAACCUGUCCCCGGAGGAGGGAGAGCAAAGCCAACACCUAAACCCAAGCCCCAGCCUCAGCUCCCUCGCUGCCGCGCGCUUUAUGCCUACGAUGCCCAGGACACAGAUGAGCUCAGCUUCAAUGCAGAGGACGUCCUGGAGAUUGUCCGAGAAGACCCGUCCGGCUGGUGGCAGGGCAGGAUACGAGGCCGGGAAGGUCUGUUUCCAGGGAAUUAUGUGGAGAAGAUCUGACCUCUGUGGCCGUCUGGUGCUCGGCUUCUGGACUUGUACACUGCAUCAACCGAACAGAGUUUUUUUAUUAAUACAGACGGCCGGGGGUCUCCUGGGUCCAUACAGGGGCCGGCCGCACUUUUAUCGCUCAUGUUUUUAUAUUUGUGCUGAGAAAAUUCUCCUAUUUAUGGAACUGUCAAUAAAUCUUCCCUCAGCAGUGGCACGCGUCCCACUGGUUUCUCUCCCGCUCGGUGGUCCUGUUCAUACACAUUCCACCGUAUUCCACUGUAUCACCGCACAUCUGAAGAGCGCCCCA